Messenger RNA from Manihot esculenta (cassava), 917 nucleotides. Its product is annotated as dirigent protein. The transcript has a single exon. The record is from RefSeq and is a predicted model, not a curated record. Lineage: Eukaryota; Viridiplantae; Streptophyta; Magnoliopsida; Malpighiales; Euphorbiaceae. The coding region runs from base 200 to 784 and encodes 194 amino acids.
UCUCCACAUAUGUUACACUCAUGAGUUUGAAAAUGAAGUCUCACCUACUUACAAAUUCGCCGUUGAUGAUGCUUCUGUGCAUCUAUAUCUAACGCUAGAUUUUGCUGUUGACUGAUUCAGCUUCUCUUCUGAGACCAAGCAGUCUGUGCCCCCGAAUCUCAAGUCUUUCAGACAGCUCUAUAAAUGAACGUGAUCAUUCAUGCUCUUGCUUGCACAAGUCACAUCCAUGGCUCAAUCUCUAUCCCCCUAUGCUCUUGCUGCUUUGCUUUUAGUUCUUUCACUGAAGGCAACCUCCGCCGCUCACCACCACCGCCAUCAGCUGAAGUCUCUCCACUUUUCGCUUUACCAACAUGAGACUAUCAACAAAACUGGAUAUAUCAUAGUGAAUGGGGUUGCCGGAGCAAACCUCAGCCAAGUGGCACUGCCUUUCGGUACCUUGUUUGUUUUCGAGGAUCCGAUGACAGUAACAGCCAACCGAACUUCCAAAGUCGUUGGCAUCGCAGAAGGAACUUCCAUAACGUCUAGUCUCGAUGGGCUGACGAGCGUUUCUACUGCUAAGAUCACUCUAAAUUUGAAGAAGCAUAAAGGGUCAAUCUCCAUUGUUGGAGGCACUCAUAAUGUGAAACCUGCUGAUCACCCUGUUGUGGGAGGUACUGGCGACUUCUUGUUUGUACAAGGCUAUGUAACAUCUUCGCCGGUGGAUCUUGUUGGGAUUACUGUUGUCUACAAGAUUGAAUUUCACCUGUAUUGGCCUCCAUAUGCAGAGCAAGUUCAUCCAGCCUAAAGGGCAAACUCAGAAUCCAAAAUCAACAACAUAAUCAUAUGAUGAUUGUAUUUCUCUUACGCCAUUAUUUAUUUUGUCCUCUGUUUUAUUUUACAAUAGCAAUUGGAAAAUAUAUAAAUUAUACUAUUAUUUU